Messenger RNA from Symbiodinium pilosum, 197 nucleotides. The record is from the annotation of a GenBank genome assembly. Lineage: Eukaryota; Dinophyceae; Suessiales; Symbiodiniaceae.
GCUGACGGUUCUCCUGGCAUUCCACACAAGACUCAAAUAAAAGUCCGGGUGGAAGCCAACGAUGGUUCAUGGCACGACCGAGUGCCUGCCUGGAUCAAGCUGGCCUGGCAGGACCACACUACGAACCUCUUCAACGGAGUUUUCUGGGAGCCUCCUGAUGAGGAGCGGUACGAGUUCCUGAAUCCCCGCCCGCCGAG